UCUUCAUUUAAAAUGCCCCUUAAACAAUAAUGAACGUGUCUUUGGUUUUUGAGGGAAAACCCCUUAAAGUCCCCCAGACUGGGACCCAGGUUUGUGAACCAGUGCUUCUCCAGCCUGCCGGUGACAGCAGGAAUAGGAUCGGCCGGGCGCUAAAGUGGGAUGGAUGAGCGCCAUAUUGCGCCUGGGUGAACAGAGGGAGGGGAAAUCUGCGGCUUCCAGCUUCGGACCGCUGAACAUUCAUCAUCUCAUCAGCUCCGGAAGACACAGAGAAGAAAUACAGCCACACGGAACACAGGUCUCUUCUUUGGAAACACUUUUUAUUUUAAAUUUAACAGCUCGUCGCACAGAGCAAGGAAAAGGACAGCAAAAUGCCCAAAGCGGUCAAUGUUCGCGUCACCACCAUGGACGCUGAGCUGGAGUUUGCCAUCCAGCCCAGCACCACCGGCAAGCAGCUGUUCGACCAGGUGGUGAAAACCAUCGGCUUACGUGAGGUCUGGUACUUCGGACUUCAGUAUAUGGAUGGCAAAGGUUACUACACUUGGCUUAAACUGGACAAAAAGGUGUCAUCCCAGGACGUGAAGAAGGAGAACCCUCUGCAGUUCAAGUUUCGGGCCAAAUUCUUCCCGGAGGAUGUGUCUGAGGAGCUGAUCCAGGACAUCACCCAGAAGCUUUUCUUCCUGCAGGUGAAGGAGGGCAUCCUGAGCGACGAGGUUUACUGUCCACCAGAGACGGCCGUGCUGCUGGCCUCAUACUCUGUCCAGGCCAAGUUUGGAGACUACAACAAAGAAGUCCACCGGCCUGGAUACCUGCUGUCUGAACGCCUGCUGCCACACAGAGUCCUGGAGCAGCACAAGUUAUCCAGAGAACAGUGGGAGGAGAGGAUUCAGGUGUGGCACGAGGAGCACCAUGGGAUGUUAAAGGAGGACGCUAUGCUGGAGUACCUGAAAAUUGCCCAGGACCUGGAAAUGUACGGAGUCAACUACUUUGACAUCAAGAAUAAGAAGGGAACAGAGCUGUGGCUGGGAGUGGACGCCCUGGGACUUAACAUUUAUGAGAAGGAGGACAAAUUGACCCCAAAGAUUGGCUUCCCCUGGAGUGAGAUCAGAAACAUUUCCUUCAACGAUAAGAAGUUCAUUAUCAAGCCCAUCGACAAAAAGUCUCCGGACUUUGUGUUUUAUGCCCCGAGACUGCGCAUAAACAAGCGCAUCCUGCAGCUGUGCAUGGGCAACCACGAGCUGUACAUGCGUCGCCGCAAGCCAGACACGAUUGAGGUGCAGCAGAUGAAGGCCCAGGCCCGAGAGGAGAAGCAGCAGAAACAGCUGGAGAGGGCCCAGCUGGAGAACGAGAAGAAGAAGAGGGAGGCUAUCGAGAAAGAGAAGGAGCAGAUGGAGCAAGAAAAGCAGAAUCUGAUGCUGAGGCUCUACCAGUUUGAAGAGAAGACCAAGAAGGCAGAGAGAGACCUGCAGGACCAGCUUCAGAGAGCCAUGAUGCUGGAGCAGGAGCGGAGGAGAGCCGAGGAGGAGGCAGCUCGUCUGGAGGCAGAGCGUCAGGCUGCCCUGCUGGCUAAAGAGGAGCUGGCACGCCAGGCUGAGGACCAGAAGAAGAGUCAGGAGCAGCUGGCUGCAGAGCUGGCCGAGCACACAUCAAAGAUCAACAUGUUGGAGGAGGCCAAGAGACGCAAGGAGGAGGAGGCCGACACAUGGCAGCUCAGGGCCAGGGAGGCCCAGGACGACCUGAUAAAGACCAAGGAGGAGCUGCACAUGGUGAUGACGGCGCCCCCGCCACCUCCACCUCCUCCCAUGUACGACCACCUGGACGACAACAGCGACAGCGAGGAGAACACCAGCACGAACAGCGCCGACCUGCAGACUGAAGGCAUCAACGACCACCGCCGCGAGGAGGAACGCCUGACCGAGGCCGAGAAGAACCUGCGCGUCCAGAAACAGCUGGAGGCCCUGACCUCAGAGCUGGCUCAUGCACGUGAUGAAUCCAAGAAUACCCAGAACGACCUUCUUCACUCUGACAACGUCCGGGCCGGCCGAGACAAAUACAAGACCCUGCGACAGAUCAGGCAGGGCAACACCAAGCAGAGGAUCGACGAGUUCGAGGCCUUAUAAAAAAAGCCUUCGGCCCUCAGCCAACGUACCCUUUCUGAAUGGUCACUACCUCGUGCUCUAGGAUGACACACACAAACACACUCAAACUCACAUAAUAACACAGUUGCAGACUAAACUGGAGCAGCAGAAUAAGCGCAGCAGAAGCAUCAUUUACAGAGACACACUCCUGUUGUGAGUGUUGUCUCGCGGUUUGCGGGGCUUUGCAAAUGCUUUGAAGAAAACUUAGUGCCAAAACCUUUCUCUUCUUAGUGUUUCAGAUCUUAUUUGUGUAUUUGAAUGUGUCAUUUGAUCAAUUCAGACCAAAUCAUUAUUGUUUUUAUCCAGAGGUGUGAUGUAGUGGGACUAGCCAAAUUUUAUUAUUAUUAUUAUUAUUAUUAUUAUUAUUUCACAUGAUGUGCACAUAUAAUAUGUAGUCAAAGCCUCGCUUCUUUACGAUGUCUGUCAUGUGUUGUGUAGGAAGAAAUGGACAGUUUGUCGUUCAUAGCGGCCACUCAGAAAGGGGAAAUGUAUGUUUAUUUUGUUUUCCAUUAUAUUUGAACACUUACAUUAUGUUUAAUAUUGCUAUACAGUAGUUUAAAAUCAUGCCUAGUUUAAUAUUUAUACUGUAUAUGGGACCUAAAAAAGGGUAUUUCAUCUUGGUUUGUAUAUUUUUGCUAUCUACUAAUGAUAAUGAAAACAUUUAAUAUGUUUCAAAGGUUUUAUAUAUUGACCAAAAUAAUAUGUUCCAAUACGUUUUCUUUUAGAUCACUAAAUUAAAGAGAUUUAAUUGUAAAUUAUUAUUAUUUUUUACUGUAGGAAAUAUCCUGCUGCAUGCCAUUAAAUCAGUUAAGGAUAUUGCUAUCUGCCUAGGUACAUUUGAUUAGUUUUUUUGCCGUGCAGUUAACAGCAUGCUGAGAAAUAUCUUUAUCCUCGGAGCGCUGUGUUGACUGACACUUAGAUUUAAUAUAUUUUCUUUCUCUGUUCUGCGUCAUGUCACUGUUGAGUGAGAGAUGAGCAUGUGCUGUGUGCUUUUACCCUCCUAAGUGGCCUUUCUCUCUGGCGGUCCCCCUGCAGGGAUUAGUCCCAGACAGUAGGUCUUUACUAUUUAGCGAAGGUGCAUAGUCACAAUAAAUAUUGAUGUAACUUUGAAAGCCUUUAGUUAUUUUAGUGUUAAAAUGAGGGUUGAGGUGGAGGUUAUAAAGAGAUUUCAUUUUGCAGCUUGGUCGCAGCGGACUGACCGAGACAAUAUGACACCAUCUCACUCUUUCACUCUCUGGAAAUGGACUAGAGUAGCAUCUACUGACACUGUAAUGGAAACACACAGCUCCGCUGGCCUUUGUAUGUGAGCAGGAUUUUAUAAUGAGGUGUUCAACAUAUUGGCAAUAAAGAAAAAUCUGUGAUUACCCAU
Molecule: messenger RNA, 3504 nt
Organism: Micropterus dolomieu (smallmouth bass)
Lineage: Eukaryota; Metazoa; Chordata; Actinopteri; Centrarchiformes; Centrarchidae
Gene: ezrb
Product: ezrin b
Exons: 14
Coding region: 369-2117 (582 amino acids)
Biological process (GO): positive regulation of early endosome to late endosome transport; regulation of cell shape; positive regulation of protein localization to early endosome
Cellular component (GO): apical part of cell; cytoskeleton; plasma membrane
Molecular function (GO): cell adhesion molecule binding; actin binding
Source: RefSeq, a predicted model, not a curated record